Messenger RNA from Fibroporia radiculosa, 1083 nucleotides. RefSeq lists its product as uncharacterized. Bases 1 to 1083 code for a protein of 360 amino acids. The record is from RefSeq and is a predicted model, not a curated record. NCBI's taxonomy places the organism in Eukaryota, Fungi, Basidiomycota, Agaricomycetes, Polyporales, Fibroporiaceae. Gene Ontology annotation, molecular function: oxidoreductase activity; zinc ion binding. The transcript is spliced from 9 exons.
AUGGCGUCCACGAUGAAAGCAGUAUACUAUCACGCGCCUCGCGACUUUGAGAUUCGUCAAGUUCCAGUACCUCAAGUUGGGGACGACGAGGUUUUGUUUAAAGUCUCGUGCUGCGGCAUUUGCGGUACAGACGGACAUAUCCAUGAAGGGGAAUUUAUCUCGUCGUUUCCGUUGAUUCCGGGGCAUGAAGUGGUUGGCGUGGUGACUGACUACGGCAAGAACGUUACGGGCUUCGAAAAGGGCGACCGUGUCGUCGCCGACCCCGGUGUCACGUGCGAGUCCUGCUUUUACUGCCGACGGGGACAGUCACUAUUGUGCGAAAACUUCCUCGGGAAGGGUGUAAGCUCCAGCGAAACCGGCGGCUUCAGCGAGUACAUUAAAUUUUCAGCGAAGAAGGUAUUCAAGAUCAACAAUCUCACCGAUGAGGAGGCUACACUCAUCGAGCCUGCGGCUUGUGCGAUCCAUGGGAUGGAUAAACUCGGCACCGCUGUUGGCGUGGAUGCGCUCGUGAUUGGCGCUGGUCCCACCGGCUUGAUAUUGGCACAGCUGCUGAAGCUGAAUGGCGCGCAUAAAGUCGUCAUUGCAGCCAACAAAGGAAUUAAGACGGACAUUGCGCGUCAGCUGGAGGCAGGGGAUGACUAUAUCGAGCUUGAUCGUACAAAUCCCGGACCACAGUGGGAGCAGCUGAAGAAAGACAAUCCGUAUGGGUUUGACGUAGUGGUUGAAGCGACGGGAUCGGAGAAGAUCGCAAACGAUGCGAUAAACUACGUUCGACGCGGAGGGACGCUCAUGAUCUACGGUGUCUACAACAACGCUGCACUUGUCCACUAUCCGCCGUCGAAAAUUUUUGGUGAUGAGAUCCAGACCCGUGGACGGAAUGGCACCGUUGAAUGCACGACGUGGCAGAUCAUUGGCUCGUUUGCGCAGACACACUGUUUCCCUCGGGCAGUUGCGUACCUUGACAGCGGCAAGAUUCGGGUGAAGGGCAUGGUCACGGAUGUCUACUCCAUCGCGGACUACCAAAAGGCGUUGGACAAGAUGAAUAGCCGGAGCGCGCUCAAGAUAGCGGUCAAGCCAGAAUGA